This is a messenger RNA of Penicillium daleae, 1431 nucleotides long. Its product is annotated as FKBP-type peptidyl-prolyl cis-trans isomerase. The record is from RefSeq and is a predicted model, not a curated record. The transcript has 3 exons. NCBI's taxonomy places the organism in Eukaryota, Fungi, Ascomycota, Eurotiomycetes, Eurotiales, Aspergillaceae. Gene Ontology annotation, cellular component: chromatin; nucleolus. Gene Ontology annotation, molecular function: macrolide binding; peptidyl-prolyl cis-trans isomerase activity. The coding region runs from base 1 to 1431 and encodes 476 amino acids.
AUGUCUGCCGUCCAACCGGUUGCCGUUUAUGCCCUCCGGGUCCCUCCCGGUGUUAUGGUGCCUGCUGUGCCUAAUGCCGCUGCCUCGUUCCGUGUGAGCAUGGCUGCCAUCGACCCCGAUGAGGAGCCCGAGUUCGAUGAAGGCGACUCCAGCAAGCCUGGUCGCGCAACCUUGAAGAUCGUUCGCCCUCCUCCCGGUCUCGACAUGGGCGAUUCCGAUGACGAGGACUACAGCGACGAUGAGGAGUAUGAUGAUGAAGAGGAGGACUCUGACGACGAGGAAGUCAACGGUGGCCCCAGCGACAAGGAGAAGGCCCGCAAGCUCAAGCAGGCCGCCGCCAAGAAGGAACUCGAGGAGGCCAUGGCGGAGGAUGAUGAUGAUGAGGACGAUGACGAGGAUGGUGGCUUCGACCUCAAGGCUGCUAUUUCAAAGCUGAUCAAGGGCAAGGGUCCUCUCACUGAUGACGAUGAGGACGAGGAUGAUGAGUCUGAUGAGGGCCUGGACCUUGAUGAGAACGUCAUCUGCACCCUGUUCGCUGACAAGAGCUGCCAGCAACCUCUUGACAUCGUUGUCUGUGAGGGCGAGCCUGUCUUCUUCAAGAACACCGGUAACCAGACCGUUUUCCUCACUGGUAACUACGUCAUUGGCCUCGAUGAGGGUCACGACCAUGACCACGAUGAUGAGGACGAUGAGGAUGACUACGAUCUCUCUCCCGAUGAGGAUGAGCUUGACAUGGACGAGCUGAUGGCCAUGGAUGACGACGAGAGCGACGACCUGGAUGGUAUGGAGGACCCCCGUAUCACCGAGGUCGACAGUGAGGAGGAGGCCCCCAAGUUGGUUGAGGCCAAGACCAAGGGCAAGAAGCGUGCUGCUGAGGAGGAGAGCCUCGAUGAGAUGAUGGCCAAGGGUGCCAAGGGCAAGGCCGCUAAGGAGGAGCCCGCUCUGACCAAGGCCCAGCAGAAGAAGCUGAAGAAGAACAACGGUGAUGCCGCCGCUGUUGAGCCCAAGAAGGAGACCAAGGCCGACAAGAAGGUUCAGUUCGCCAAAAACCUGGAGCAGGGCCCUACCCCCAACGGUGACAAGCCCACUGGCACCCUCGGCGUCAAGGAGGUCAAGGGCGUCAAGAUCGAUGACAAGAAGCUCGGCAAGGGUGUCGCUGCCAAGAGCGGCAACACCAUCUCCAUGCGCUACAUCGGCAAGCUCGAGGACGGCAAGGUCUUCGACUCCAACAAGAAGGGCAAGCCCUUCACUUUCAAGCUUGGCAAGGGAGAGGUCAUCAAGGGCUGGGAUAUCGGUGUCGCCGGUAUGGCCCCCGGUGGUGAGCGUCGUAUCACCAUCCCUCCUCACCUCGCCUACGGCAAGAAGGCCCUCCCCGGCAUUCCCGCCAACUCCAAGUUGAUCUUCGAUGUCAAGCUGCUUGAGAUCAAGUAA